AUGCAAUCCUUCUUGACCCUUGCGUACUUGCUGUGCUACUUGGUCACGAUGGUUGAAGGACUUACCCGGUACCAUACCACGCCCCCGAGCGACGUUGUUAUCGUUCAUGAUAGACAAUCCCUCAACGAUCUGGUGAAGCUUAACCCGGAAACAAUUCUCCAUGCCGAGAACGGAGGAUACUAUCUAAAGAACAUGGAAGAAGAGGUCGUUGCUAUCACUGCCGACGACUUAUGCGAAGAGCUCGACGCUGCUUUUGCGAGCAUUGAUGCCGGCGUUAUCGGCGAUGACUCUGAACCCGAGGAUCUAGAAUCCAAUAUUGCUCUCAGCUUCUGA
Molecule: messenger RNA, 333 nt
Organism: Penicillium concentricum
Lineage: Eukaryota; Fungi; Ascomycota; Eurotiomycetes; Eurotiales; Aspergillaceae
Exons: 1
Coding region: 1-333 (110 amino acids)
Source: RefSeq, a predicted model, not a curated record